Molecule: messenger RNA, 975 nt
Organism: Williopsis jadinii
Lineage: Eukaryota; Fungi; Ascomycota; Saccharomycetes; Phaffomycetales; Wickerhamomycetaceae
Gene: YLH47
Product: Ylh47p
Exons: 1
Biological process (GO): intracellular monoatomic cation homeostasis
Cellular component (GO): mitochondrial inner membrane
Molecular function (GO): ribosome binding
Source: RefSeq, a predicted model, not a curated record
UCUGAGACCAAGGAGAUCAAGGAUGUUCCGCAGACUGUAGAGAAGAAGGAGAAGCCGCCUCUGUGGGAUAGAAUCAAGCAUGAAGUACACCACUAUUGGGAUGGUACCAAGCUUUUGGGUUACGAGGUGAACAUCUCUACAAAGCUCCUGUUCAAGAUGCUCAGGGGCUAUGAAUUGACGAGAAGAGAACAGACACAGCUGUCCAGAACCACUGGUGACUUGUUUAGACUGGUUCCAUUCUCUGCUUUCAUCAUCAUCCCAUUUGCAGAACUGUUACUGCCAAUUGCUUUGAAGCUGUUCCCAAACCUCUUACCUUCGACGUACGAAUCCAAGGAUGAUAAGAAGAAGAAGAAGGCGCAGCUCAUCAAGACAAGAGAUCAAACCUCUUCAUUCUUGAGACAAACCUUCAAAGAGAGUGGUAUCAAGAUACCCAAGUCAACAUCAGAACAGGAUAAAGCAGAAUUUGUGCAGUUCUUCAGAUCGCUGAAUACCCUGGGUGAAAGUCCAAGCAAGGAGCAGGUUAUCAAAAUUGCGAGAUUGUUCAAGAACGACUUGGUGUUGGACAACUUGUCAAGACCACAACUAGUUGCCAUGGCGAAGUAUAUGAACUUGAGACCAUUUGGUUCAGACCAGAUCCUCAGGUAUCAAAUCAGAUAUAGACUGUUGCAAAUUAUUAAGGAUGAUCGUGCAAUUGAUUACGAAGGUGUUUCAUCGUUAUCUGUCAAAGAGCUCCAAUCUGCCUGCUCUUCAAGAGGUAUUAAGACACAGGGGGUUUCUCCGGCCAGAUUGAAAGAUGAUUUGAACAUCUGGUUGGACCUCAGACUCAGACAGAAGAUUCCUUCGACGCUUUUGAUCUUGUCAAGUGUCUACACCUACGGUGAAGCCUCCAAUUUGGAUAGUUAUUACGAUGCUUUGGUCCAGGUGUUACGUUCCAUCCCUGAUCAGGUGUACAACAUUACCAAGUCGGAAGUUUCA